Motacilla alba alba is the source of this 1601-nucleotide messenger RNA. RefSeq names its product inactive serine/threonine-protein kinase PLK5-like. The record is from RefSeq and is a predicted model, not a curated record. Lineage: Eukaryota; Metazoa; Chordata; Aves; Passeriformes; Motacillidae. Gene Ontology annotation, molecular function: protein serine/threonine kinase activity; ATP binding. The transcript has 8 exons. Bases 418 to 1443 code for a protein of 341 amino acids. Gene Ontology annotation, cellular component: nucleus; centrosome; cytoplasm. Gene Ontology annotation, biological process: regulation of cytokinesis; mitotic cell cycle; protein phosphorylation.
CCCGGCCGCCCGUUAACCCUUGGGGGCCCGGAGCUCCGGCGGUCGGGGGGGGGGGGCUGGUGGCGUCCCGGGGGGGUGCGGGUGCCGCAAAACAACAUCAGCGCCCCCCCGGGACCCCCUCAGCCCCAGCGGCGGAGGGAAAGAGGCGCCGGGACCUCCCUGCGCGGUCGGAUCCCGAUCCGGGACCCCCCGGUGCUGGGCAUCCCCCAGGGCCGGGACCCCCGCGGGGGUCUCCGCUUCGUGGUCGGGGUCUUCUGAGGGGGCUCGGGGGGUCAGAGCGGUGGGUGUUGGGUGCGGGGGGGGGGCACCCAGCACCCCUGGGCGCCAUGGACACCCGCAGCCCGGAGCUGAAGGGGUUACGGUGUCGGGGCGCGGGUGUCCCUCGGGGUGUCCCCGGUGCCGAGCAGAGCGGGCAGGAUGGUCCCGGGGAGCGCAGGGGCUGAGCCCCCCCCCGGCUGGUACCUCCGGGACGAGCGCACCGGGACGCUCUACAAGCGGGGACGGCUCCUGGGAGAGGGCACCUUCGGCCGCUGCUACCAGGUGACAGAGGUGACCAGCGGCCGGCCGUACGCGGCGAAGGUCAUCCCGCGAGCCCGGCUGGCUGCCGCGGCCAUCGGGGACAGGGUGGAGCGGGAGCUGGAGCUGCAGCGUCGCCUGCGCCACCGGCACAUCGUGCGCCUGCACGGGCACUUCACCGACCGCGGCCACCUCUACCUGCUGCUGGAGCUCUGCAGCCGGGGGUCCCUGGCGGACAUCCUGCGGGCGCGGGGCCGCCUGACGGAGCCGGAGGUGCGCUACUACCUGCGGCAGCUGCUCUCGGGGCUGCGCUACCUGCACGGCCACGGCCUCGUGCACCGGGACCUCAAACCGAGUAACUUCUUGGUGACGGAGCGGAUGCGGGUGAAGAUCGGGGACCUGGGGCUGGCUCGGGGGGCGGCUCCGCCCGGGCGGCGCUGGGGGGCACUCUGUGGGACACCCUGUUACCUGGCCCCCGAGGUGCUGGAGCGCAGGGGACACGCGGAGCCCGCGGAUAUCUGGGCACUGGGCUGCGCCGUGUACACGGCGCUGACCGGCCACGCCCCGUUCGAGGCUCGCCACCGGCCGGAGCUGUACCGGCGCAUCCGCAGCGCCCGGUUCCCGCUGCCCCCGCGGCUCUCCCCCGGGGCCCGCGCCCUCCUGGCCCGCAUGCUGCACCCCGAGCCCGCGGCACGGCCCGGCCCGGCCCGGCUGCUGCGCCACCCCUUCCUCACCCAGGGUUUCACGCCCCGCACGCUGCCACCCCGCGCCUGCCACUCGGUGCCCGUCUUCGUGGGACAGGAGCCCCUGCGCUGGAUCCUGCGCGGGCUGCGCUGCUGUGGCUGUGUCCCUGUCACCCCUGCGGGUGGCAGGGCCCCUCCCCAAAGGAUCCGAGCCCGAACAUCCGCGGAGGAAAACCUUUAUUAGUGUUGGGAACCGUCUAAAAUCCAGUCAUGGAAACAAGCGGGGGCGGGACGUGACCGGUACGAACGGCGCGCACACACACACACCAGACUGCCCUGCAAACUGUUAACAGGAAAAAACAACCCCGAUUCCAAACCCCAAAAUAAAAAGGAGCUCUCUUC